Molecule: messenger RNA, 3201 nt
Organism: Saccharomyces paradoxus
Lineage: Eukaryota; Fungi; Ascomycota; Saccharomycetes; Saccharomycetales; Saccharomycetaceae
Gene: MET18
Product: Met18p
Exons: 1
Coding region: 1-3201 (1066 amino acids)
Biological process (GO): iron-sulfur cluster assembly
Cellular component (GO): cytosolic [4Fe-4S] assembly targeting complex
Source: RefSeq, a predicted model, not a curated record
AUGAGCGGUGGAGAACUAACCUCUAUUGCAUUAUCUAGUUUUUAUCUAUCAGCUUUCAUUGUUGUCGGUAUUGAUCGAGGAAAAAGGAAGGAACUAGGAUUUACAAUGACACCAGACGAACUAAAUUCGGCCAUCGUUACCUUUAUGGCCAAUUUGAAUAUUGAUGAUUCGAGAGCCAACGAAACUGCUUCCGUAGUAACAGAUUCUAUUGUCCACCGAUCAAUCAAAUUGCUGGAAGUUGUUGUCACGUUAAAAGAUUAUUUUCUUUCGGAGGAUGAGGUAGAAAGAAAGAAGGCGUUGACAUGUUUAUCUACUAUCUUAGCAAAGACCCCUAAGGACCACCUAUCUAAAAACGAAUGCUCAGUUAUAUUUAAGUUUUACCAAUCUAAGUUUGACGAUCAAGCACUUGUAAAUGAAGUUUUGGAGGGCUUCGCUGCAUUAGCGCCAAUGAAAUUUGUUUCCAUUAAUGAAAUAGCCCAACUUCUGAGAUUAUUGCUAGACAACUAUCAACAAGGCCAGCAUUUAGCAUCGACUAGACUGUUACCUUUCAAAAUUUUGAGAAAAAUAUUUGAUAGAUUUUUCUUCAAUGUAUCAUCGAGCGAACAAGUCAAACGGAUCAACAAUUUAUUCAUUGAAACGUUUCUUCAUAUUGCCAAUGGGGAAAAAGACCCUAGAAAUUUAUUAUUGUCGUUUGCACUCAAUCAAUCUAUUACGUCGACCCUGCAAAAUGUGGAGAGCUUUAAAGAAGACUUAUUCGAUGUUUUAUUUUGCUAUUUCCCAAUCACUUUCAAGCCGCCAAAGCAUGAUCCCUACAAGAUUUCUAACCAAGAUUUAAAAACUGCCCUGAGGUCAGCCAUUACUGCAACGCCAUUAUUUGCCGAGGAUGCUUAUAGCAAUUUGCUCGACAAGCUCACUGCUUCUUCACCGGUAGUGAAAAAUGAUACACUCUUGACGCUAUUAGAAUGCGUUAGAAAAUUCGGUGGCUCUUCUAUAUUAGGAAAUUGGAAGCUACUUUGGAAUGCUUUAAAAUUUGAAAUUAUGCAAAACAGUGAAGGAAACGAAAACACCUUACUAAAUCCAUAUAAUAAAGACCAAUCAAGCGAUGAUAUGGGCCAGUAUACUAACUACGAUGCUUGUUUGAAAAUUGUCAAUCUGAUGGCAUUACAGCUAUACAACUUUGACAAAGUAUCAUUUGAAAAGUUCUUCACUCAUAUAUUAGAUGAGUUGAAACCAAACUUCGAAUAUGAAAAGAAUUUGAAGCAAACCUGUCAGAUUUUAUCUGCCAUAGGUAGCGGAAACGUUGAGAUAUUUAAUAAGGUCAUUUCAUCCGCCUUCCCCUUGUUUUUGAUUAAUACAUCUGAAAUUGCCAAAUUGAAGCUGCUGAUUAUGAAUUUUUCUUUUUUUGUUGAUUCAUACAUUGAUUUGUUUGGAAGAAUAUCUAAAGAUUCAUUGGAGGUACCGGUGCCAAAUAACAAAAUGGCCGAAUAUAAAGAUGAGAUCAUAAUGAUUCUAAGCAUGGCCUUGACCAGCAGCUCCAAGUCAGAGGUUACCAUAAGGACUCUAUCUGUGAUUCAAUUUACAAAAAUGAUUAAAAUGAAGGGCUUUUUGACCCCAGAGGAAGUUUCAUUAAUCAUCCAAUACUUCACAGAAACAAUACUAACCGAUAACAACAAAAAUAUAUACUACGCUUGUUUGGAAGGGUUAAAGACAAUCAGCGAGAUAUACGAGGAUUUAGUUUUUGAAAUAUCUUUGAAAAAAUUAUUGGAUCUGUUACCUGAUUAUUUUGGGGAAAAAAUUCGUGUAAAUGAUGAAGAGAAUAUUCAGAUUGAAACAAUUUUAAAAAUUAUUCUUGACUUUACCACUUCGAGACAUAUUUUGGUCAAAGAGAGCAUUACAUCUUUAGCAACAAAAUUGAACAGAGUAGCUAAAUUUGCCAAAUCCAAAGAAUAUUGCUUUCUACUUAUUUCAACUAUCUAUUCUCUUUUUAAUAAUAAUCAAAAUGAGAAAGUAUUAAAAGAAGAAGAUGCUCUUGCGCUCAAGCAUGCCAUUGAACCAAAAUUAUUUGAGAUAAUUACUCAGGAAUCGGCCAUUGUAAAUGACAAUUACAAUUUGACACUCCUUUCUAACGUUCUUUUCUUCAUUAAUUUAAAAAUCCCACAGAAUAUACACCAAGAAGAAUUAGAAAGGUAUAACAACCUUUUCAUUUCUGGAGGUCACAUAAGAAUCUUGGACACACCAAACAUAUUGGCUAUUUCAUAUGCUAAAAUAUUAUCUGCACUCAACAAAAACUGUCAAUUCCCUCAAAAAUUUACAGUACUUGUUGAAACGGUUCAACUACUUAAAACACACGCUCCAAGAAUGACCCAAACUGAAAAAUUAGGAUAUCUGGAAUUACUGUUGGUCUUAUCAAAUAAGUAUGUCCCUGAAGAAGAUGUAAUAGGAUUAUUUGAUUGGGAAGACUUAUCAUUGAUUAAUCUUGAAGUAAUGGUUUGGUUGACCAAAGGAUUAAUAAUGCAGAACUCUUUUAAGUCAUCUGAAAUCGCAAAAAAACUCAUCAACUUAUUAUCUAAUGAAGAGGUUGGUUCACUUGUAGCCAAGCUGUUUGAAGUUUUUGUCAUGGAUAUCAGUUCUUUAAAGAAAUUUAAAGGUAUCAAUUGGAAUAAUAAUGUUAAAAUCUUGUAUAAACAAAAAUUCUUUAGCGAUAUUUUUCAAACGCUAGUCAACAACUAUAAAAAUACCGUGGAUAUGACCAUUAAAUGCAAUUAUUUGACCGCCUUAUCUUUGGUGUUGAAGCACACCCCAAGCCAGUCGGUAGGUCCUUUCAUUAACGAUUUGUUCCCGCUUUUGUUGCAGGCUUUGGAUAUGCCUGAUCCGGAAGUAAGGGUAUCCGCUUUAGAAACCCUGAAGGACACUACGGAUAAACAUCAAAGUUUGAUCACGGAGCACAUAAGCACAAUAGUUCCAUUAUUGCUAUCUCUUGCUCUUCCGCAAAGAUAUAAUAAUGUCAGUGUCAGGUUGAUAGCCUUACAACUUCUAGAAAUGAUCACGACUGUGGUACCUCUAAACUAUUGCCUAAGCUAUCAGGACGAUGUUUUAAACGGUUUAAUACCAGUUUUAUCCGACAAAAAGAGAAUGAUAAGAAAGCAAUGCAUUGACACAAGACAGGUUUAUUAUGAAUUAGGUCAAAUUCCGUUUGAAUAG